Molecule: messenger RNA, 1032 nt
Organism: Equus caballus (horse)
Lineage: Eukaryota; Metazoa; Chordata; Mammalia; Perissodactyla; Equidae
Gene: BAD
Product: BCL2 associated agonist of cell death
Biological process (GO): cellular response to hypoxia; extrinsic apoptotic signaling pathway; release of cytochrome c from mitochondria
Cellular component (GO): mitochondrion; cytosol
Molecular function (GO): cysteine-type endopeptidase activator activity involved in apoptotic process; protein phosphatase binding; protein kinase binding
Source: RefSeq, a predicted model, not a curated record
CCCGGCCAGCCCUAGUGACAUUUCGAGAGCUCAUUGGGCCGGGUCGGUGACAGUUUCCGUUGCCCAGGCAACUAGGGCCGGGCUCCCUCUGUGUUAGAGGGAGGCGGCGGCGGCUGGCCCGGGUCAGGGCCUCCAGCUCGGGCUUGGGCCCAGAGCAUGUUCCAGAUCCCAGAGUUUGAGCAGAGUGAGCCAGAAGACUCCAGCCCUGCAGAUAGGGGCCUGGGCCCCAGCCCUACGGGGGACUGGCCCUCAGACCCGGUCAGGCACCAGCGGACAGCCCCAGGCCUCCUGGGGGAAGCUGGUCACCAGCAGGGGCAGCCGGCCAGCAGCAGCCACCAUGGAGGCGCUGGGGCGGUGGAGACCCGGAGUCGCCAUAGCUCGUACCCCGAGGGGACCGAGGAUGAAGGGAUGGAAGGGGAGGAGCCCGGCCCCUUCCGGGGCCGCUCGCGCUCGGCGCCCCCCAACCUCUGGGCUGCACGACGCUACGGCCGCGAGCUCCGGAGGAUGAGCGACGAGUUCCAGGUCUCCUUCCAGGCACUUCCUCGCCCGAAGAGCGCGGGCACAGCGACGCAGAUGCGGCAAAGCCCCAGCUGGACGCGCGCCAUCCAGUCCUGGUGGGAUCGGAACUUGGGGAGAGGAGGCUCCGCCCCCUCCCAGUGACCUUCCAUCCACACCCCGAAACCCCCGCUCCCGCCGCCGCUGGCGGCCAUCCUGGGUGUGGGCGGAAGUCCCUUCCGCAGGCCCUAAGCAAAGAGAGGAUCCAUUCUGUCUCCUUUGGAAGGAGGCGGUCUGACCCGAGGCCGACUCCCUUCCGAGCGUGCGAGGACCACGGAGGGUGCGACCCCGUCGGAAGCUUUUCCGCCCUUACCCGCCGGAAGUGGCCCCGUGACCCCGCCCCCGCGCCGGGCUGCCCCAGGCGCCUGCGCCAGGUUGCGAGCCGGGGUUAACCCCGACCUCCCCGGAGCCCUUCCCUCCGCGCGGGAGCUGUGGGCCGACGCGCCCGAACGUGCCAAUAAAGUUCGCGUCCGUGUG